AUUAUUCGCAUGAGCUUAAAGCGAAGAUAUAUUGAGCUGUGUUUGCAAGGAGAGGCCUCGGUGGAGACUCUGGGAAUCCGCUGAAGACGGCCCCACUGCCUCAGCUUCUCGAUGGGUGAAUCAGGCUCACGUCGCUCAACACUGGUUUCCCGCCUACCAAUCUUUCGCCGCAGCAGCAGUAAGAGGCAGGAAUCUCUCCCCUCCUCUCCUUCUUCGGGUGGUGUGGGAAAUGGCGUUCACACCUCAUCGCCCUCCAGCACCAACUCCAGUUCAGGCAGUACCGGGAAACGCCGGAGCCUUUUCCGCACUCCAUCGCUUAGUUUCACAGCUAAGCGAAACAGUCAUCCACGUGUCCAGCCAAUCAACCUAAACCUCACGCCUCCUUUGUCACAGAGCACAGAUGCAAACGGAAACAACCAACAGACAAUAACGACGUCAUUUUCAACAGGGUUCAGUGAAGGUGGCGGACGUCCCAAGUCACGCCACUCGUUUGGGUUUGGAAGCCACAAGCACAAGAAAAUCACGCGUUCUCAGACAGAGGAUUUUGACAAAGCGUCCUCUUCCUCUUCCACAGCCAAUCGAAAUGUGUUCAUCAACUGCAUCAGCAGCUCAGGGGCCAAUGAGGGUGACGAUUCUGGGUUCCUCGAAGACUACAGUGGUGGGAGUAACAACAACAAACAGUCAUCACGCCAGAAGAAGCAGCUGCUGCCUAAAUCUUUCUCAGCUCACCACCGCUUCUCCAGGAACUCUGAUCACCACAGACCUCCAGAAGUGAAUUUGGAACCUCCAAGCUCCACCACCAUUACACAUGGGGCAGGAGGGCUCACCCCGGGGUCAUUGCCAGGGGAGCUGCUUGGAGCUGGUGGUGAGAGUUCACUCCAGUCCCCUAUGAUAUCAGAGGACCGAACCACAGCCAUCACCCCUUCAGAGUUCAUUGCCAUCACAGAAGAUUCUGUAUCUGAGGUGGAUGCUCUGCCAGCUCCCAGCCCCGGAUCUGGUUUAGCCCCAGGGACUGCCUUAGUAGCUGGGCCAGCUACAGACACAGCUUCCCCUGAACUUCCACCUGCCCCAGAGAACUUCAGCGUGGCUGUCUCUACCUCGCAGGUUUUCUUCACUCCAGCCGAGUCCAGUGCCGAAAAACCGUUACUCCCCGACACCAGCACAGCCAACAACACAGAUUAUGAGACUGCCAUUUCCCUCUCAGAACCCGAGACAGCUGUACCCUGCGUACCCUUACAGGAACAAUCACUGGAAGAGAGGAAGGAGAGGGAGGAGGAGAGACAGGAAGUGAGGGAAGAGGUAUCAGCAGAGGAGAGGAAGGAGUUGGUGGAAGAGAGGAAGGCAGGUUACCACACGGAGACCACAAGUGAGAGCGAGGCGUGCGUGGUGCACAGCGAGGGUUGUCACUCUAACCCAGAGCAAUCGGAAAGGAAGACGAGAAAGACGCUCUCUGUUCAAGAAAGAGGACAUUUCUGCGGCCGCCAUGAACCCAGGUCCUCUCACUUGAGGAAGCCACACACAGCCUCUAUGUGUAGCAGUGUUAGCCCGUACCAUGAGGUAAUGCGGUUGGAAAGGCGUCUGCGGUCCUCAUCUGAGGGGGCUGGUGGUCCUCGUAUCCAUGGAAACCACAGAGAUGCCCCAGGCAUGGAGGGAUGUGGUCUGCUAAAACACAGGAACAACUCAUCAUCAUCUAAACUAGGAAGUCUGGAUGUCCUAAACAAUCUGGGCUCCUCUGAGCUGGAUGAAGAUGAUCUCAUGUUAGACCUGGACCUCUCUGACGAUCAGCGACAUCGACAUGUGUCCAGAGAAGACUCCAGCCAAUCCCUAGCUUCCUGUCUCAACCUGCUUCCCUCCCCCAUGGAACCACCAGGAGAUCGCAUCCCAGGGAAAGACAACAGCCAGAGGGAGCCCAGCCGUCCGACCAGCCUGCUGCCUGCUGACUGGAGCUCAGGACUGGGUUUGGGGAGGGAAGAUGAGCCUUUACCUGCAGGGCUAGAGACCCUGCCACUCAGAUUGAUGCAGCAGGACUGCACUGCUGUCAAAACCCUGCUUUUAAGACUGAGGCGGACACUGCAGGAGAGCGCAGAGACAAGUCCUGCCAGCAGCCUACAGUCUCUACCCAUUAGCCCUUGCAGUGAAAAGUCCCUCCCAUUUAAGGAUCCUGGGAGAGAGGAGGCCUUGCUGCAACAACUGAGAGAAAAAGACGAGCUGAUUCUCAGACUCCAGAGUGAACUGGAGAGUGCCAAAGCUGCCCUGAAGAUGAAAGACUGCCAAAUGACUGACCGCACAACACAGACAGAAAACAUGGGGCCAGAGACCAACCAUCCAGGCCGGUGGUCAGGACUAGGCAGCAGCAGCAUCAACCUCCCUCCAAGGGACCGAAGGGUAAUGCGGGGAGUGGGGGCAGCACUCGGAGGGGACCUCUCUAACCAGCACUUCACCCACCACUAUCCACCUCUGCACAACCGGCCGCUCGCUUCUGACCGGCACACUGCCAGGGAGGAGCGCCACUGCCAAGGAGUCUUGGCACAGUCCUCAGCCCGUAACCCUGCUCCAAAUCUGGCUCCUGUCUUCUCCAACCUGUCCUCAACCACCUCUGCAGUGACAGCUCAAGCCUCACCGAGUACUCCGGCCCAGCUUCAAGUUUCACACCCAGGCCCGAGUUCAAAUCAAUGCCCCGGCCCCGGUUCGGCACCCGCUAAUCACACCACAAUUCCAUCCCUAUCCUCCAGGCAGCCAGAGGGGGUGUCCUCCUCGUCUGAGUCCUUGACUCCAGGAGGAGGAGGAGGGGUGAGGAGAGGAGGAGAGCAUCAUCCCCCCAGCCAUAUCCCCCGUGCGGUCGGGGCCAGUGCCUCCUCAAGCCUCCACAGUGUUGCAAGCAGAGGGAGCCCCUCUCCGAGCUUUUCAUUGUCAGACCAAGCCUCUCCCCCACCUCCUACUCCUUCCUCAGCCUCUUCUUCCUCCUCCUCAUCCUCCACGUUUACGGGUCGUUUAGGACAACCACCUCGAGGCCCUCUGUCACUGCAUAGUUACAGCCGUAAAAAUGUCUUCCUCCAGCAUUCCAUUCAUACUGCUGAACUGCAAGCUCUGACACAGAGAGACAGUUGAG
Molecule: messenger RNA, 3109 nt
Organism: Scomber scombrus (Atlantic mackerel)
Lineage: Eukaryota; Metazoa; Chordata; Actinopteri; Scombriformes; Scombridae
Gene: ccser1
Product: coiled-coil serine-rich protein 1
Exons: 11
Coding region: 112-3108 (998 amino acids)
Source: RefSeq, a predicted model, not a curated record